AUGCGCGCGGGGGCGGCUGGGAAGAUGGCGGCCGGGUUCAAAACCGUGGAGCCGCUGGAGUACUACAGGAGGUUUCUGAAGGAGAACUGCCGUCCUGAUGGAAGAGAACUUGGUGAAUUUAGGACCACCACUGUCAACAUAGGUUCAAUUACUACUGCAGAUGGUUCGGCUUUGGUGAAGCUAGGAAAUACUACAGUCAUUUGUGGAAUUAAAGCAGAAUUUGCAGCACCACCAACAGAUGCCCCCGAUAAAGGAUAUGUAGUUCCUAAUGUGGAUCUGCCACCCCUGUGCUCACCGAGGUUUCGGUCUGGACCUCCUGGGGAAGACGCCCAAGUGGCCAGCCAGUUCAUUGCAGAUGUCAUUGAAAAUUCACAGAUAAUUCAGAAAGAGGACUUAUGCAUUUCUCAAGGAAAGCUGGCUUGGGUUCUAUACUGCGAUCUCCUUUGUCUGGACUAUGAUGGGAACAUUUUGGAUGCCUGCACGUUUGCUUUGUUAGCUGCUUUAAAAAAUGUACAGCUGCCUGAAGUCACCAUAAGUGAAGAAACUGCUUUAGCCAAAGUUAAUUUAAAGAAGAGGAGCCAUUUAAAUAUUAGACAUUAUCCAGUUGCAACUUCCUUUGCCAUAUUUGAUGACACUUUACUCAUAGUCGACCCAACUGGAGAAGAGGAACACCUGGCCACUGGAACCCUAACGAUCGUGAUGGAUGAGGAGGGCAAACUGUGCAGUCUGCACAAACCAGGUGGGAGUGGACUGACUGGCACUAAACUGCAGGACUGUCUGAGCCGAGCAGUUACAAGACACAAAGAAGUGAAAAAACUGAUGGAUGAAGUAAUUCAGAGUAUAAAACCCAAGUAAACCACAUCUUCCACACGACUUGUAAAAACGGAAUCUGUUAGCACUGUGCACCAGCCUUUGCAUUAAAUAUCACUCUUGAUGUUC
Messenger RNA from Echinops telfairi (small Madagascar hedgehog), 939 nucleotides. RefSeq names its product exosome component 8 (gene EXOSC8). Gene Ontology annotation, biological process: U5 snRNA 3'-end processing; U1 snRNA 3'-end processing; exonucleolytic trimming to generate mature 3'-end of 5.8S rRNA from tricistronic rRNA transcript (SSU-rRNA, 5.8S rRNA, LSU-rRNA). The coding region runs from base 1 to 855 and encodes 284 amino acids. Gene Ontology annotation, cellular component: cytoplasmic exosome (RNase complex); nuclear exosome (RNase complex). NCBI's taxonomy places the organism in Eukaryota, Metazoa, Chordata, Mammalia, Afrosoricida, Tenrecidae. The record is from RefSeq and is a predicted model, not a curated record. The transcript has 11 exons.